UUAUUAUACAUGUAAAUAUGUGUGUAAAUGAUAAUAUUGACAUUUAUGAAGCUUAAAUAAAAGUGACGUUUCUGACGCGAGAGAGAACCACUUUAAAGCAGUGUACCUUCGGGCGCGUCUUCCCAAUAUCAACCGCGUCUCUCUACCAAGAAAAAAUGCCAUGGCUACCAUAAAACCUAUUGAAGGCCGGACGGUGAGAAUACUAUUAGAAUCAAUUUUGAUAUACAGUACUAAUCAUCUCUGUAUUCACAGAUCCACCAAAUCCAAUCUGGCCAAGUGAUUGUUGAUUUAUGUUCGGUGGUGAAAGAACUGGUGGAGAACAGCCUGGAUGCUAGAGCAACGAGCAUUGGUAAGAACAAAUCCAUACUUGCAUUACCUGGGAAACCAAUGUGCUAAGGACCAAAUAGAUGUCCGUUUUAAGAAUCAAGGGCUUGAAGCAAUAGAAGUUCAAGAUAAUGGUGGCGGCAUUUCACCGCACAACUACGAUACCUUAGCACUCAAACAUCAUACCUCGAAACUGUCCACAUAUAACGACCUGACGACCCUUCAAACGUUUGGCUUUCGUGGUGAAGCCCUCUCCUCGCUCUGCGCUCUAUCAAAUUUUUCCGUCAUUACAUGUUUGCCAGAAAAUGCGCCGAAGGGUACGAAGCUCGAAUUCGAGAUAUCAGGGAAGUUAAAGGGCACAUCCGUCGUGGCUGCGCAGAGAGGAACUACAGUAAUCGUAGAGAAUUUAUUCAACAAUCUGCCAGUGAGACGACGCGAGCUUGAAAAGAACAUCAAACGAGAAUGGGGGAAGGUUACAGGUGUUUUAGGGCAAUAUGCUUGUAUACAAACGGGUAUCAAGUUUACUGUUUCUCAGCAGGCGGCCAAGGGCAAAAAGACUACGAUUUUCUCCACAAAAGGUAAUCCCACUACUAGAGAGAACAUUGUUAAUGUUUUCGGCGCGAAAACUCUCACGCAGUUAAUUUCAAUGGAUUUACGUCUAGAAUUGGAGCCUACGAGCGGCCCUAGUUCAAGGUGGAGUACAGAAAAUGAUGGUGGAACUAAAGAUAUCCGAAUAAUUGGCCAUAUCUCUCGUCCGGCUUCAGGGGAAGGACGUCAGACCCCUGAUAGGCAGAUGUUCUUCGUGAAUUCAAGGCCUUGUGGACUACCCCAAGUGACAAAGGCUUUCAACGAAGUGUACAGGUCAUACAAUGGAUGGGGAAGCACUCAAUCCCCAUUCAUAUUCGCUAAUAUCGAAUUAGACACUCAUCUGUAUGAUGUCAAUGUCAGUCCUGAUAAACGUACCAUCUUACUUCAUGAUCAGAGUCGUAUGUUGGAAAAUCUGAAGACGGCUCUCGCUGAACUCUUUGAAAGCCAGGAUCAUACAAUACCGGUAUCUCAAUUAUCAGCACAGAAACAACCACAGUAUAAGCAAUUGACCAUUGAUCGAGAAGCUGCGAGUGUAUCUGAAACUUCGCAACAGCGCUCUCACGUACCUGAUCCGUCUGUCGAGGAGGAAGAUGAGGAGGAAGAACAAGCUUCGCAAGCCGUUUCGAAAUUUAGGCGACCCAGUAAAGCUCAAAAUACAGAUAUUGAAGGAUCUAAUGUGCAAUCUAAUUCAAAGGCAAAACGUGCUGGCAUAUCCCGAGAGUCAUUGACCCGAGAUGGUGAUGCCAUUAGUUUAAUCUCGCAUUGGGUCGGCCGUAAAUCAGAGGAACGGAGGGACCAACGACCUGCAGCUCCCAAGCCUGAGCAAAAUGUUCGUCAAGGUUUAUCAAGGGAAAAGCAAAGACUGAUCUCCAACUUUGGCAAGGAGGGUGCCCAGGUUGAGGGGGUUGAAGGUGAUCUUGUAAGCCCCGAAAGUUCGAUUGCAACUACUCAAGAAUGUCAGCCCGGAUCGACGAGACCUCCUCCACACAUUGCUAAUUUCAAUGACCGCAUGGCAGAGGCUAGUAUCUCCAGGGGAGCAUCCAAAAGAGUAGAAGCUCCAGGAGAUACGCUUAGUCUAUCUGAAUCAGAACAACCCGUUCCCCAGCUUCUAUCACCAUCUCCAAUGUCCACCCCGGGAGUACUGAGCUCGCUUGAAAGUAGUAGACCACGACGAUCUCAACAGGAAAUGGCCACAAUCACGAUUGGUGAUCAUACUGUGACUAGUUCUAUUGGAACACCCGCUCCGAAGAGAUUGAAGGUUGAUGGCACUCCUGCUACCUUACGUAAAGGUAUAGAGCCGCAGCGAACUGCCAUUAGGCCCUCUUUUGGACGCCGGCUUAUUAAACGGUUCGGUGCGCCUGGAACUCAAGCCUCGGGAGCCAAUGAUGAUACAGAUAUGGUAGACAUAGAGGAACCAGAAUCUACGUUGGAAACAGCUGGACCUGAUUCACCGGAUGCUUUUGAUGCUAAUUCAUUGACUAAUCUCCAAGAUACAGUAGUCGAUGAAGAUUCGCAGGUGGCUUCUUUGGCAAAUGAGGAAGCAUUUGCAUCAUCAGUAGCUCCUCCAGUCAAUGAUACCGAUGGUGAUGACGGAGACGGGGAUUACAUAGAUGAAAAGGAGAAGAAGAUUCGGGAAGAAGCGAAAGUUCAAGAGAUGAUUGAAGAGGCUGAAAGAAUGGCUGAGCUACCAUCCCAAGAAAAUACUUCUCGUGCAAAAUUACUCCUGAAAGGUGGCGCGAAGAGGAAGGAAUCAACAUUCAACCUGACACAGACAAUUGAGACUACUGUCCUCGAUAUUAACCAACAAUUUCAAUCUCUGAAUGAUGUACUUUCCCAGUACACAAAUCAGCCUACCUCUAAUUCUCAAGACGAAGCUCUCGAUUCUGCCGGGGCAGAAGAGCGACUCUCCCUAACAAUUUCGAAAAGUGAUUUUGCUAAGAUGAAAGUCAUUGGUCAAUUCAAUCUCGGCUUCAUCCUCGCGUCUAAAACCCCUGAGUCAACAAGCGAAAAUGGUCGAAUACAAACAGCAGAUAAUGUCUUUAUUAUUGAUCAACACUCAUCAGAUGAGAAAUAUAAUUUUGAACGUCUACAAGCUACAACUAUUGUACAAUCGCAACGAUUAGUUUACCCCAAAACUCUUUCUCUAACAGCAUUAGAAGAAGAAAUCGUAGCUGAGAACCUCGACAUAUUGGAACAAAACGGAUUCAUCUUAACGAUCGAUCCCUCAUCGCAAAAUGUUGGAGGAAGAUGCCAACUAGUAUCUCUUCCUGUCUCACGGGAAACGACUUUUUCAAUAAAUGAUCUAGAGGAGCUAAUUGCUCUAUUGGCGGAAAGUGGAGGGAGAGGAGAUGUGGUAAGACCGAGCAAAGUAAGGAAAAUGUUUGCGAUGAGAGCUUGUAGGAGUAGUAUUAUGAUUGGGAAGUCCUUGACGAGCGGUCAAAUGGAGAAGGUGGUGAGACAUAUGGGCGAAAUUGAACAGCCGUGGAAUUGUCCGCAUGGAAGACCAACUAUGAGACAUCUUUGUGGAUUGAGUUUGUGGGAUGGGGAGGGGGAGGGAUGGAAGGGGGAUUUGAGUGGGGAGACGGAUUGGUGUGGCUAUGUUGGGAGGAAGAGGGGUGGGGUGUAGAUAGUGGGUGGAUUGGAGUUGGUUGUUUUAUUUGGUUGGUAUUUUAUCGUAUGGUGUUAUGGGAUGGGAGGGGAAGGAAAGGAAAGGAAGGAAGGAUCUUUUGGGAGUUCAGCGCAACGUGUUUUGUUGUUAUGGGAUAUCAUAUUUGAGAGUAGACCAUUUUGAUAGAUAUGGGGAGGGGAGUUGGGAGACGGAAAAUAAAUGUCUAUAUACU
Molecule: messenger RNA, 3752 nt
Organism: Sclerotinia trifoliorum
Lineage: Eukaryota; Fungi; Ascomycota; Leotiomycetes; Helotiales; Sclerotiniaceae
Source: the annotation of a GenBank genome assembly